Molecule: messenger RNA, 339 nt
Organism: Peniophora sp. CBMAI 1063
Lineage: Eukaryota; Fungi; Basidiomycota; Agaricomycetes; Russulales; Peniophoraceae
Source: the annotation of a GenBank genome assembly
AUGACUGUGAAUGCUCCACCCGACAACGCUCCGGAAGUGACCACUUUCAUUGGUCGCGACGGCACUGUACUCCCCGCUGGGGUGGACCAGUACCCAUUUUACGGGUACAGAAAUGGCCACGACGGGAGCGGUGUAGUCACAACGCACCAGGCUCUGCUCAAGCAGACCAAGGGCUCCCGGGACUCAUGCGGCCGGGGCUUUGAUACCGAAGCCGAGGCGCUGGUGUGGGUGGACAGUUUUGUCAUAGCGGAGUACCCGCGCAAGCUCGAUAUGAUGAAGGCUAAGUGGGUCGGGAUGGAGAGUCAGCUGCAGGCCGCCAGGCGUCGAGCAACUAUGUGA